Messenger RNA from Perca flavescens (yellow perch), 7567 nucleotides. RefSeq names its product ras homolog family member F (gene rhof). Gene Ontology annotation, molecular function: GTPase activity; GTP binding. The coding region runs from base 5883 to 6518 and encodes 211 amino acids. Gene Ontology annotation, biological process: small GTPase-mediated signal transduction. NCBI's taxonomy places the organism in Eukaryota, Metazoa, Chordata, Actinopteri, Perciformes, Percidae. The record is from RefSeq and is a predicted model, not a curated record. The transcript is spliced from 5 exons.
UUGCAUUUACCCAAAUGGCAAACACAAGAUAGACACAGGGGGCAAAUGUCUUCUUAACUGCCACUAAAGGCUAAUAAAAAUGAUUUGGUCGCAGGUCUGCGGCCAGACCUGUGGUCCUUCACAGAUACAAACACGUCGAGACAUAAUUUGAAAACGAAAACAAACUAAUGGGAUUGGAGAGCUGCUGUAGAGCUAGUUGACUGCUAAUGUGCAAUUUCUGCCAGAUGAACAGGAUUAUAAUACGCAACUCGGUUGGUAAACGGUUGAAUUUAACAGUCAGGCUAACGUUAAUAACCGUUGGAAUGCGGUGGUUUGUUACGUUUUUCUGUCCGUUAGACCAACAAACUAGUGCCAAACCGUUCUGUUGGUCCUCGCUUAAAGUAUUAACCAGCGGCGGAGCUUUUAGUUAUAUAUUCGUAACUCCGUAUGGAUUUCUCGCUUGUAAUAAUAUUUGUAAACUGUAUAUUGUCGACCAAACUAGAUUUUGUUUGACAUUGUCUAGUGUUUUGCAGUGCUCGGGCAAUUGGCUGGUUAACAGCGGCAGCUCGGCGGGCCAAUCAGAGCGCAGCAGCAGAGAAGCUGUCUGCUAUUAGAGGCACGGCUCAGGAGUCCUUCAACAGAGAGCAGAGAGAGGGGGCCGAGCGCUCUCGGCAGCCAUUUUCCUAAAACAGGACUCAAUGGCCUAUAUGGGUUUCCUUUGUUCCAAAAGGGAUCUUACACUUGAUUUCCUCAUCUCUCACGGACUAUGAUAAAACUAUGAUUCCUCCUUUUAAAGGAUUGAGAAGAAGGAAGAGAAUGUACUGGAUGUAAUACCCUGUGACAUCUUGAGCCUUUUUUCCUCUGCCUGGAAUCCAUCUUUGUCUUAACUAGGUCAUGGCACACCCAUAUAAUAGUAUUUAUAUUUCUUAAGUGAAAAGAAACCUAAUGUUGUGAAUAAACAGUUGUAUGAUUUUGGAGAUGUUAAAUUAGGAGAAAACACAGUUGAAGUGACAAUGUGUAAUGGCUGAUUUUUGGCAUUGCACUCAUGGCCUUGUAGGAUAUGAGUAGCAAUGAGUAAGUUCAACUCUUUUAUAAUAAUUUAACAGUUUUGCUAAUUUAUUAAUGUAAAAUGUGAGGCAUGCAGUUACUGUUAUCAAAAGUGAUUUCUGUCAAGUUAUCUGAGCUCAUCAAUUUGAUCAUAUAUGCAAAUGUUGGCAUCUGUAUAAUAGACAACUUUAUUGAAUAUGUUCACUGGCAUGCUGACAUAUAGAUAUAGUUCAGGAUACAGUCCAGGUUAUAUGCCACUGCUACUCAAAUGCCAGAAAGCAGGCCAUGGAUAACUAAUGGCCUUUUGCAAACUAGUUUACUGUGCUGCCUGUCUGUAAUUUUGACUGUUGAUAGGUCAUUUGCUUUGAUUAAUGACUUUAAACACUUUCCUCUCACAACAGCAACGCUGGUGACUUGUGUGUUUAUACCCUUCCUACAACAGUGGAGACAACUUCAAGCACGAUUAGGUUUGUGCUGUCCAUUUGCCAUUUAAAAUCUGUCCAAAGUGUAAUCGUUGGCUUGACCUUGCUUCAAGGGCACAUUUAAAUGUAUUUUCAGAAGCCAAGUUAGGUAGCCCUUUACAGUUUCUAAAACGGUUAAAAAAUAGACUUUCAAACCAAAGAGGAAACAGAUGGAGGGAAAACUCUUAUGGUGAAAAUAUUUACCUCAGCAAUUUGGUGAAAUGCAGUUAACAGGCCUAAACGCAGGGGCAGGAGGAAUGCUUUCAGCUCCAUCUUCGGAUCCUCUAAUAAUGGCAUUAAUAAGGGGUGGGAUAGCGUCUCCUGAAAAAGAGGGAUUCCAUUAGCACGAAAGAUAGAACGCUCUUUUGAAAACUUUUUGAUCAGUGGUAGGCAUUGCCUCUCAGCCAGCGAAUAUGCAUCUUCAAGCAUCAUCUGUGUGGGCAAUAUGCAAACCAUCUCCUCUCUCUCCUUGAAGACAGGAUUGCAGUCAAGUAUGACCUCUUCCAUUUCGACAUUUUCUAACUGAGCUACAUCACAUAAUGCCACAAGGAAAUGUUGUUUUGAAAGGUAAUGGAUUUUGAGCUAUUUCACUUAAUUUGCCAUUUUAUGUCUACAUGUAGCAUACGUGUUCUAAUAGAGGACAGACAACAAUAAAUAAUUGUGGUUUAAACGUUAUCAGCAAAACUAACGUUAUAUUGACUUUAAAAGAAAAUUUGAACUGUAACCCAUAUUUUUUUGAUUGAUAUUGUAAACUUACAGUUUAGUAUUCAAAACAUCCUAAUCCAAGUCUUAAACGAGCAAAGGAAUCUUAAGGGGAGAAAUCUCGUAAAUUUCACUGCUUCCCUUGUCCAAAGAGACCCUUUGGUAACGUGUAGGCUACACUUGUUCAAUGGUUUAUCUGCUGUUCUCUUGCCUCAAAAUGGCUUCUUUACAGACAAAGGAGAGCACUGUGCUGUGAUAUGUUGCUGCGCCAUAACUGGGAGAGGCUCGUUCACUCGGUGAGAGAGCCUCGUUCCAAGGACAUUUCUCGGUGAUACAACAGGAAAUCUUAACACAUAUCGACAUGGGGGAUUUUACUCGCAUGUAUGUAUGUUUAAUAAUAAGUAAAAUAGAAGAAGAAGAAAAAAAACAGUCGACAGUGCGUGAAAGGAAGGACACGUUAAUAAAUUUUGCUGUCGGUUGCUGGGCUGACUCGCCCUGGUAACAGCAGUAAUCCGAGAGCUCUGGACGGUUGCCAUGAGAGCUCGAGCGUGUUGCUGCUCCCCCACACUGCCAUAUAAGGUCAUCAGGAAUCCUCUCUGCAGCAGCAGGCUGCAGCCCUGUUGUUUUGUCACUGGAAAGAGUGGGUGCUUCGGGCUUUCCGCGCGUGCUCUCUGGCUCGAGACAGAGACCGGCGGAUCACUAACAUCGAGUGUUUUAAAUGCUACAGAUUAGAAAAUACAAACUAACAAAGAUGCGAUUCUAUCUUUUGUUCGGGCAACGAGUUAAAAAAUAGACAGAGGGGGGUCUUAAUUCGGUCCUCAGGUGGGCCACUAUGGCCCCUGUUACGCACACCCUUUUUUGUGUGUGAGCGUGUACAUAUCUGCUUAUGAGAGCAGACCAAAUCGUUGUCGGUGCGUGUCAGAGGCCUGUUUUUCUUGUUAUCCUCUCCUUGCUCGGUCUGCCAAGUGCGCGCGUUCCUCCGUUUGCAGGUCACGAGGCUGCAGACAGCAUUCCUUUCAGUCAACCCUGUUUCGAGACCCCCACUCCCAGUGCAAUGGGGACACAUUUGUGAAGAAGGUUUUGUGUGUGUAACAAAGGUUAACAUUUUGCGUUCACAUCAGCCAAUGAGGUUAUUUAUAGGCCUUUGUUAAAAAGAACCUCCCCGGUGGGUUGCGCAAUGCAUUCCGUUUUGCGCGCCGCUGACAGACUGGAAUAUUCCACACAGAGGACUGGCCUCUCUUCUGCAGGACAGCUGUCUCUCUGCACGGCGAAAAAACUAUUUUUGACAAUUGUUUCUGUUUAUUAAUUGAUGAAAAGGGGCUUUACACGUAUGGAUAUUUUGUACACCUACAGGACAAUUUAAUAUCCUUUAUAUGCUACGUUAUUCACAUGUUAGGCUGCCAGUUCACCUUGUAAGUCAAACAAGCACUCUUUAUUUUUUUUAUGCAGGCAUUUUUCAUAGCUUGUACUACAUCAUGCCGUAUUGAAGAAGCAUAUGGAGCACAUGAGAACGGUUUUAUGGCUAUUUCUGUGCAGUCAGAAUAAUCAGGCAGCCAGGCAAACUGCCCUGUCUUUGUUUGUAUGCUCAGCCUUUUUAUUCUGACGGAUUGUUUACUGAAUCAAAUAAGGUAUCCUUUUGUGCUUUGUGUUUUUUUUAAUCUAUGGAUACACUUGCUUAUUCAUGGUUUUUAAUUAGUAGUACUAUAUUUAUUUUAUUUAUAUAAACGUUGGCUUUUCUUCUUUCGAGGCUUUUCUUUUUUCUAGCUCUCAAAUAUGUGCAUGCAUUAUUAGUGUAAUAUUACACAUUAUGGUUUGUGAUCUCUAUACAUGGCAAUUCAUAUUAUCCCCUGUCUGUGUUUCUGAGAUUUUAAAAUAAAUAGAAUAUACCCUCAUGUUUAUGUUUUAUUGUUGUGGAAACUGAAUCAAGUUGUUGUUGCAAUUUUGAAGUUUAAAUAAAUGUUUCCUUUUUUUUUUUUUUUAAAACGGUAUUUGAGCCUGUCAUGAGAGACACACUAAAAUACACAAUAGACAUAAUUCAUGCCUCAGGGUAACAUUUUUUACACCAAUUUCUUUUUAUAGAUGAAACUCCCUUUUCGUUAUUGUAGUAAAUGUGUGUAUUCAAAAAUACUUAAGAUGACAUGUUUUCUUAAAAUAGUCAAAGUAAGGACAGUGUCAGCUCAUCCUCUUAAAGGGACAGCUUGCACAAAUUUUCACUCAAAAAUAGCACUUGUGCUACAACCUGGUACAAUGCAUCUGUCCUUGUUCUUAUACAAGGUUAAUGUUAACUUCUGCAUUGUCCCUGUUUAAAUAAAAUACAUUACAAUUACUAAAGCAAUAGUAAUCUCAAAUACAACAGUUUUGUGUAUUCUGAUUAUGUAGGCUCAUUCUCUAUGAUCUCUCUUCUGACACCCACUUUAACUGAUUUCUGUACUUAUUAUCGACUUGGCUGAAACAUAUUUCCAAACCUAAUGUUAAAUAUUAUUUUAUUGCAUAUACUGGUCCAUUGACAUUCUCAAUCAUCAAUUUUGUUUGAUAUCCAGUAGUUGCUUUUGGUCAUUAUCACACGUGGCUCAACCAUAAUUCAUACACACACACACGUUUUCUACAGAAAGGUAACAUACUAUAAAUCAGAAUUUCAUCUUAUGGGAUGAGAAAGAAUAGUUGAUCCUGACACCCCAAUUUGUGAUGUCACUGCUGUUUUCAGCCAUACAGACUGGACAGAGAAAUAUGGCUCACAUUAAAAGGAAAAUACAGGAAUAAACAUGGUCAAUUAAUCUGCUUUUUACCAAUUGCAUGAUUAGAUUCAGCAGAUUGGUUGCUCGAAUUUUCUGUACCUCAUAUUUAUAUACACACCUCAUACUUUGGUUUCUCAUAAUGACAAGUGGGUAUUUUUGGUCAGUCAUGACCAUGAAAUCCCAUGUAUAUUAGACGGGCAUUUAAUGAAUUACCAUUAAAGGAAUAUUCCAUAUUGAUUCAAACAGCCACUCCUGGCAAUGAAAAGGGUGGGCAACUCAAAAUAAAAUGCAUACAGACUAUAUAUAAUUGAGGAAUCUGAGAGAAGUGAGGCAGCUGGUUUAUUACUUGGUAGGUUAUUAUUUUUGUCAUCUAAAAAAUAAGUGGGGCUGGCCUUUCACUGGUAUACGUUUCUGAGAAAGCAAGUUCCCAAAAGUAAAAAGCUCUGAUGGAGCUAUCAAGGCCACACAUUCAUGACUUAUUAUAUACAUUCAAGAUCUUACUGUAAUGAUAACUGUUAGUGUUAACGAAAACCUGCUGACUUUUUACAUCAGCAAGUAAAUAUGUUCAGUUUUAUUUCUCACACACACCUCUGUCGAUGGAGGCUGUGCUUCAGAUUGAGUGCCCACCCAGAAAUUGAAACAUGCAAUAGAGGGAGUAGCAGCAGCCAGACUCAACAGCUCCUCAUGUGCAUUCUUACCCAGUGAUGCAUUUAGUGAGCAGACUGAGAGGAGUGUAGGGGGUCAAUUGGAAAGAGCUUCAAUGUAACAGGAACAGGAAGUGGUGAACAGAGCGAGCUACCCGGUAAAACAUGAGGCUUGUCUGUUCCUCUCUCUUGACACUGCUGGUACAUCAUCUCAGCCUUUCCAAAUAUAGAUUAAUCAUGUAUUUAACUUAAAUCUGGAGGGAAUAUCUUCAGCCCCGUCCUGCCUGGCACCUGUUUGAUUAUUUGAAGGCGAAAUGACACAAAACGGUGCUGCUGGGACUGCUAAUGGUACCACAGAAAAGGGAGAGGAACUUAAAAUUGUGAUAGUGGGAGAUGGAGGCUGCGGGAAAACAUCUCUUCUGAUGGUUUAUGCUAAAGGUGACUUUCCAGAGAAAUAUGCGCCAUCAGUGUUCGAAAAAUAUGUCACCACUAUCUCUCUUGGAGGAAAAGAGAUAAAGCUCAACCUGUAUGACACAGCUGGACAGGAUGACUAUGACAGACUGCGUCCGCUUUCAUACCAAGACGCCGAUCUGAUUUUAGUCUGCUUUGAUGUGACCAACCCCACCAGCUAUGAGAAUGUCAUGAUAAAGUGGCACCCAGAGGUGAAGCACUUCUGUCGGGACACUCCGGUCAUCCUGAUUGGCUGCAAGACUGACCUCAGGAAGGAUAAAGAAUGUGCAAGGAAGCUCAAGGCCAUGAAUCAGGCUCCCAUCACAUACACACAGGGUGAAGAGACACGGCAGCAGAUGAAUGCAGAGCUCUACCUCGAGUGUUCGGCGAAGUAUCAGGAGAACGUGGAAGACAUUUUCAGGGAGACCACCGUAAGAACUUUGGCCUUCAAUCGAAAACAAAGGAAACACAAGAGGAAGAAGAAAUGUGUUGUUUUGUGAAGUCAAAACAACAGAUUCUUGAGGACUCCACGGGCUAGAUUUUUUGAAAACCACUCAUUCACAUUCGGAAACUUAAGAUGCUUGGUUUCCUAGACAGAUGUGGAAGCAGCUGUAUGACCACUGGUUCAGACAUAAGUCUGGCCCUCACUGAAUCAUCAGCCCUUUACUGAAGAAAACGACGUAACAGGAAAGACAAUUUUGGAAGAAGCGACAGAGCGGUAUGCUACUUGAAAAGCCUUCUGUGAAUGUAUUUUUACUUUUUUAUGAGACAUGUUUUUGUAUUUUUAUAUAUAUUUUCUGACAGAAGCUUUGUACUGUUUCCAAACCUGUUUUAUUGAAAUGUAUAGCCAUCUGUUGGAGGAAUUUGACCAGUUAGUUCUUGUGUUGUCAGAUUUUUCCACAGGUUUUUUAAUGUCAAUCGAUUUCAAAUGUCUGAAUCUUGUUUAAAAGCUGCUGGUUCAACAAUUCCCAGACAGACUAGUUGGUGUAAUUCAAUGUAUCAAGGCACAGUAGCUUUAACAGCCUUGAAAGAAAAAAAAAUUAUUAGCUCAUGUCCAGUAAAACAAAACAGUGAACUAGAAUUUGUUUUGGAGCUGUGUCAAUUUAAAGCAGGAAUCUUACCUUUACCAGCAGCGCCCACUAGUGUUGGAAAUACUGAAUGUGUGGUAUGGCUGCACAGUUAUGGUAUUUCCACAAUUCCCACACAGUAAGGAAGGAACACUGAAAUAAAUUAAAUUACUUGUUAUCCCAUUGCACAAGAAACACAGAAAUAGCAAAACAAUUUAAUUAGGUGUUUAAUUAAUAUAUAUAUUUUACAACAAUGUACACAGAUUGAGAAAUUGUUAACUGUCUUGUUACUGAUCUCAGGCACCAGUUAGUCUUGAAAUGAAUGAUGAAAACAUUGUUUCACAUUAGCUACAUCGUAAAAAUGAAGAAAUCACGUUACUUUUGUGCAUUCUGGCAGCUCUCUCUCGCAUCAAAUGUAACAUUUUGGUCAGUAACUCAACGUGCUUUAAUGUUCCCUCAAUAAAAGUGAUACAUAAAUAUUG